This is a messenger RNA of Dictyostelium purpureum, 1866 nucleotides long. RefSeq lists its product as uncharacterized. Gene Ontology annotation, cellular component: cytosol; cytoplasm. The record is from RefSeq and is a predicted model, not a curated record. NCBI's taxonomy places the organism in Eukaryota, Evosea, Eumycetozoa, Dictyosteliales, Dictyosteliaceae. Gene Ontology annotation, biological process: molybdenum incorporation into molybdenum-molybdopterin complex; Mo-molybdopterin cofactor biosynthetic process. Gene Ontology annotation, molecular function: molybdopterin molybdotransferase activity. The transcript has a single exon. The coding region runs from base 1 to 1866 and encodes 621 amino acids.
AUGGGGGGCGAGGCAUGCAAUAUAACAAUUCAAACAGUUUAUAAAGUUGUACCAGACGAAAUUGAACAUAUACAAUCGAUGAUUACACAAUGGACCCAUUCAAAAUUUAAAUUAAUUUUAACAACUGGUGGUACAGGUUUUACACCACGUGACGUUACACCUGAAGCUAUCAAACCAUUAUUAAAUCGUAGAACCAAAGGUAUUGAAAUAGCAAUGUUAAAAAAGAGUUUAGAAAUUACAUCUCAUGCAAUGUUAAGUAGACCAGUAGCAGGUAUUCGUGAUCAAACUUUAAUUAUAACCUUACCAGGUAGUGUCAAAGCAAUUAGAGAAAAUUUAGGUGUAGUUUUACCAGCAAUUCCACAUGCUAUUGGUUUAAUUUGUUCAAAUCCUUAUUCUUCUUCAGUUGAUGCCCAUAGGGCAAGAGAUUUAAUUACUGCACCACAAGCACAACCUCAUCCACAAUCAAUUACUUCGACAAUGGAUGGUGAACAACAACAAGGUCACGGUCAUAGUCAUGGUCAUGGCCAUAGUCACGGCCACGGUCAUAGCCAUGGUCAUCAUUCAUGUGGUGGAUCUGGUAAAAGAGGUUCGAAAUAUGUAAUGACACCAGUAGAAGAGGCAAUUAAUAUUAUAUUGGAACAAUCUAAUCUUUUAAAAUUAAAAAUUGAAAGUGUCGAUAUUGCAAAAUCAUUGGGUAGAAUUAUUGCAGAAGAUAUUACAUCAAAAGACCCAUUCCCAACAUUUAGAGCAUCCAUUAAAGAUGGCUAUGCAGUAAGAUCAAAAGAUGGUAUUGGUCAUUAUAAACUCUUGGGUGAUUCGGUAGCAGGAGGUUCAAAUUAUAGCAAAGAAACAAAUGAUGAAGAAAAACAUUGUGUACGUAUUACAACAGGUGCAAUGGUUCCAGAUAUCUAUGAUGCAGUAGUAAUGGUUGAAGAAACAGAAAUUAUUAAAGAAAAUGUAGUAUCAAUCGAAGUUUCAGUUAGACCCGGCCAAGAUAUAAGACCAAUUGGAAGCGAUAUUCCACAAGGUACUGUAGUAUUAAAAAAAGGUGAUAAAAUGGGAUGUUCUGAAAUUGGACUUUUGGCUACUCUUGGUAUUCAAACAGUACAGUGCUAUGGUUUACCAAAAAUUUCAAUCAUUUCAACUGGUGAUGAAUUGGUAGAUUAUAAAAAACAAGGAGAAUUAGAGGCAGGUAUUAUUCGUGAUAGUAAUACACCAACACUCGAAGCUAUUAUUAAAGAGAUAUCAAAUCAUUUUGGUGAAUGUGCAUCAAGAGAUCAAAUUAAUUUGGUUGGCAUCGUUGGAGAUAAAUUAGAAGAUUUAGAAUCUACAUUUGUUGAAGAGUCUAAAAAUUCAGAUAUUAUUAUAACUAGCGGGGGUGUAUCAAUGGGUCAAUUAGAUUUGGUUAAACCAUUACUUGAAAAAAUGGGUAAAGUACAUUUUGGUAGAGUUAAUAUGAAACCAGGCAAACCUUUAACUUUUUCAACUAUUACAAGUGAUGAAAAGACAACACUAGUCUUCUCGUUGCCAGGAAAUCCAGUAAGUUCGGUUGUAUGCUUUUACUUGUUUGUAGUUCCAGCACUCCGUAGAAUUUCAGGUUUCUCAAAUACAAAUUUACCUCAAGUCGAAGUUAAACUUUUAGAUCGUAUUCAAAUGGAUCCUGAAAGACCAGAGUAUCACAGAUGUUAUAUUGAAUGGGAUUUUAAUGAACAUUGCUUUGUUUCAAAAAGUACUGGUUCACAAGCAAGUUGUCGUUUAUUAAGCUUAAAACAAGCCAAUGCAUUAUUGGUAUUACCACAAAAAGAAGGUUAUUUAGAAAAAGGUACAAUGGUUAAAUCAAUUUUAAUCGGUCCGCUUUCUAAUUAA